Molecule: messenger RNA, 366 nt
Organism: Penicillium coprophilum
Lineage: Eukaryota; Fungi; Ascomycota; Eurotiomycetes; Eurotiales; Aspergillaceae
Product: Retrotransposon polyprotein
Exons: 4
Coding region: 1-366 (121 amino acids)
Source: RefSeq, a predicted model, not a curated record
AUGAAUAGAAAUAAUCUAAUAGGAUACCCUUAUAACGAUUCCGCUUACACGUGUAAAGGAUAUACACAAUACCUAGAGUAUGGUAGGAUAGCUAGCGUGAUAUACUACGAUGAACUAUACACAAUUCAUAGGUCCGUUAGUGGACUAGAUAGAGAAAUACUCUCGGGAGGAGUAACCGAAGAAACCUACCUAGAGAAUAUUAAAUUUAAUAUUCUAGCUAUUAGGAACUACGAUAUCGUUCUCGCCAUUAAACAAGCACUAGAUAUGUCUGACCAAGAAUUGUUGGAAUAUAUGCUCGUUAAGAGCGAGAAGCUAUACAUAACCGAUAGUGAACCCCGGAUUCUAGAAGAGUAUAAGGAUUACUAA